AUGGCUACUUCAACUCCACGCGUUGAUCCACAGCAAAUUGGACAACUUUCUAGCCCCGUUUUCCGUAUUAUCGGCCAGGUGACGGCGCAGCCGCAGCCCACACAGAUCAUAGUGGCGAGCCCGACUACAGGCGGCGAAAUGAUCAGCCUGACGAACGUGCAGACGUCGAGCAACGUGAACUACGAGCUGCAGGCGUGGUACGAGCUGGUGUGCAGGGCCAACGACUUUGGCGACGCCGGGUUCCUGGUGCUGGACUCCGUCAAGUGCGUCUUCCCUCCCGGGGAGAGCAUCAGCGUGGCAGGCGUGGUCGCCCUGCAGCAGCUGAGCAGCAAGUUCACGGAGAUCAUGUAA
Molecule: messenger RNA, 351 nt
Organism: Lachancea thermotolerans CBS 6340
Lineage: Eukaryota; Fungi; Ascomycota; Saccharomycetes; Saccharomycetales; Saccharomycetaceae
Gene: RFA3
Product: Rfa3p
Exons: 1
Coding region: 1-351 (116 amino acids)
Biological process (GO): DNA repair; DNA replication; DNA recombination
Cellular component (GO): nucleus
Molecular function (GO): DNA binding
Source: RefSeq, a predicted model, not a curated record